This is a messenger RNA of Peronospora farinosa, 3090 nucleotides long. The record is from the annotation of a GenBank genome assembly. NCBI's taxonomy places the organism in Eukaryota, Oomycota, Peronosporomycetes, Peronosporales, Peronosporaceae.
AUGGACGCUGCCACCGCCACCAACGCUCGCAUCAACAAGUUUGAUGGUUCGAACUUCCACACUUGGAAGUUCAAAAUGCAGAUGGUGCUGGAGGAGCGGGACCUUUGGGAAGUGACAAGCGGGGAGAUCAAGCUGGAACACCUUGCCACUACGCUGGAUCAGUCAACGUUCAAGCGCAAGUCAAGGAAGGCGCUCGCGAUAAUCUGUCUUGCGAUGGAGGACUCGCAGCUGCCCCUGGUCCGGUCGGCAAGUGGAGCGUACGAUGCAUGGUCGCGGCUGGAAGGCCACUUUGAGAAGAAGAGCUUAGCCAACAAACUCUUUCUUCGUCGCCGUUUCUUCACGGCCAAGAUGGAGGAAGGCGAUGAUGUGCUUUCGCACAUCAACAAGAUAAAGACACUGGCGGAACAACUCGACGCGGUGGGUGCUCCGGUCAGCGAAGACGACCUGGUGAUCACGCUUCUUGGAAGCUUAAGUGAGUCGUUUGCAUUUCUCAUUACUGCUUUGGAGUCAAGGGCCGACUCGCUAUCGUGGGAACUGGUGACAUCCAGGCUGCUACAUGAAGACAUGAAGCGCAAGGAGCAAGGCAGUGACGGGGUCGCUGCAGGUCAAGCGUUCAUGACAGGUGAGAAGAAGCGUAGUGGACGGCCAUUCAAGAAGACUGGCGCGUGCAACUACUGCGGUAAGAUGGGUCAUUGGAUCGCGGAGUGUACCUCACGGAUCCAUGACAACGCGGACCGGCAGCGUCCGCAGCGUGCGAAUGUGGCGCACGAUCAAGAUGAAAAAUUGGACGAUUUCCUGUUUGCAGCUGGACUGGAGAGCAACGACGACGACAGCGUCAAGAAUCCAGCAUGGCUCAUAGACUCUGGUGUGACACAGCACAUGUCAUUCUCAAAGCGGUUUAUGACAAACUACAAGACCAUCGAUCCAGUUAACGUUCAUCUCGCAGACGACGGGGUCGUGCAGGCGAUUGGGACCGGCAACGUAGUGAUGAUGAUGAAGACACCAAGUGGUGCCAAGAAGGGUGUGCUUACGAAUGUGUGGCACAUUCCAAAGCUUUCACGCAAUCUGUUCUCAGUUGGCCGAUUUACCAAGGAUGUCGCGGCAGUGACGUUUGAUACGAGCACCUGUUAUGCAAAUUUCAAGAACCAGAAGUGGAAGAUCGGCGAGCGUGCCGGCAAAGGUCUCUUUAGACUAUGCAUGACACCUGUGCAACAGAACCUCGGUGUCGGCAUCGACAUUACAUCUGUGGGCAAGUGGGAGCUUUGCAACGGAUGCGCGCUCGGAAAGCAGACACGAGUGAUUUUUCAGUCAACUACACGUAAACCAGCCAAGGACCUGCUUGACGUCGUGCUUUCCGAUGUAUAUGGACCAAUGCAGACUUCGACAUUUUCCAACAAGCGCUAUUUUGUGACGUUCAUCGAUGACAAGUCGCGGUUUUGUACUGUGUACCUAAUUCACAGCAAGUCUGAAGUGUUAGACAGAUUCAUGCAGCUCACCAAGUUUGCCGAGACUCAGACCGGUCGUCGCAUCAAGAUGCUCCGCAGCGAUAACGGUGGAGAAUAUGUUUCCAACAAGUUCGCCGCGUUCUGUCGCAACAAAGGCAUCAUACAGCAAUUUACACCGCCGUACACCCCACACCUCAACGGAGUGGCGAAGCGAAUGAACAGGACUCUAGUCGAGAGUGCUAGAUGCAUGAUUGAGCAUGCGGGACUAAGCAAGCGCUACUGGGGUGAAGCAGUGUCAACGGCAGCGUUCCUACGCAAUCGAAGUCCGACGCAAGCAAUUGGCCAUGAAAAGUCCCCGCACGAGGUAUGGACGAAGACGAAGCCGUUGUUGAAAAACCUGAAAGUCUUUGGAUGUCACGCAUAUGUGCAUGUGCCUAAAGAGAAGAGUUCGAAGCUUGAUGCGCGAUCGACGUUGUGUCGCUUCUUGGGCUACUCAGACCACGAAAAGGCGUACCGGUUUGAAGAGAUAUCAAGCAGUCGCAUUCUAGUGAGUCGCGACGCCCAAUUCAUGGAAGACAUGUUCGACAGCGGGAAGUGCAUGCAACAAAGUGGCAUCGACCCUAUCGAGUAUCAUAACACUGAUGAAGGCUUCAACGGUCGUGACAACGGGGUUGCCAAUGAAGACAUGGAUGUGCAUAUGCCCGAAUCAGCAUCGAUCCAUGAGCGGCCACAAUGGCAACAAAUGCAGCGUUCAAGUCAUCAACCGCAGUAUCCGCAGCAUCAGACAGCCGAGUUUCUACCGGGGUCGAAAAGACAUGUACGCACACAGUCACUAGAAGCUUUGUCAGAGCCGCCAAUGGAAAAACGCUAUGGACGCGGGGCUAGUACAAGUGGUGUACACACAUCGUCUGUGCAAGGUACUGCGUCACCACUCGAAGCCAUGUCGGCGCUUCUCGCAUCUAUUGAUGAAGAAGAAGACGAAGAAAAUGAAGAAGACUGUGCUAACGUCGUGGAUUCAGUGGGAGAAGCGCCGAUGACAUUCUCAUCGGCUAUGGAAUCCAGCGACGCAAGACAGUGGCGAGAAGCGUGCGAAUCAGAGUUUCAGUCAUUGUGCAAGAACAACACGUGGGAACUCGUGCCGUUACCAAGUGAUCGCAAGGCGAUCAGCAGCAAGUGGGUGUUCAAGGUGAAGGAGACUGUUGAUGGACUCAUCGAGCGAUACAAAGCGCGCCUCGUGGCAAAAGGAUUUUUGCAAAAGUACGGUGUGGACUUCGAGGAGACGCUCGCACCAGUGGCCAAGUUCGCGUCGAUCCGGAUCAUUGUGAGCCUCGCCGCGCAGCACAACCUCGUACUCACCAGAUGGACGUCAAAACGGCGUUUCUCAACGCUCAAGCGUGCGUUGUACGGACUCAAGAAAUCCCCUCGAAUGUGGAACCAGACUAUUGAUGAGUUCAUGCGCAAUAUUGGCUUCACCAAGUGCGAGAUGGAUCACUGUGUCUACGCCAAGCGUGACGACAAGGUCAUGAUGUUUGUUGUCAUAUACGUCGACGACCUCAUCCUUGCGUGCAACAACAUGGACAUCCUCGCAGCCACCAAACGUGCAUUGAGCGAGCGAUUCGAGAUGUCCGAUCUCGGUGAGCUUUAG